Molecule: messenger RNA, 348 nt
Organism: Theobroma umbraticum
Lineage: Eukaryota; Viridiplantae; Streptophyta; Magnoliopsida; Malvales; Malvaceae
Source: RefSeq, a predicted model, not a curated record
AUGGGAAGGACGGAAGAAAUAUGGGGUAAAGAUUGUCUAGAAUUCAAGCCGGAAAGGUGGAUAUCGAAGCGUGGAGAUCUCAUACCUGUACCAUCUUACAAGUUCAUACCGUUUAGUGCAGGGCUAAGAGUUUGUUUAGGGAAGGACUUGAGUUUCAAACAGAUGAAGACAGCGGCAAUUAACGUGCUUUGGCAUUUCCAAGUUGAAAUGGUGGAGUGCCAAACUGUCUUCCCAAGCAAUCAGUCCAUCGGACUUCACUUUGAAAAUGGUUUGAGGUUAGAAUCAAGAAAAGAUAUGUUUGAUUGGGGAGUUACAAUAAUGAAGGAUAAUGUUGCAUUAGGAGCAUAG